UUGAGCUGCACUCGAAAGGGAAAGGAAACGCCGACAGACUUCUCCAUUCCGAACCCUCAUCCCGUCUUUAGCAGCACCGUCUCAUCGAUCGGAAGCUUCGAGGCGUCCGCUGCUCGAUUCCAGGGUUUCUUGGUCGGUCUCUGGCUCCCCGCUGCCGCACAGUCCGCCGCUCACCGGGAGGAAUCUGCUUCGUGUCAAUCCAGGCGCCAGAUUUAUCGAACCCGACUGCACGAAGUUGAUAGCAAGCUAGCUAGCUAGCCACCUAGCUAACUCGUAGCUAGCUCACUUGCUAACUAGCUUGCAGUGCUGGUCGGGUAGACGUUUGUUUUAUUUUGGAGACAGUUUUGGGGCGUUUUUUCUUGUCUCUGCGGCUGUUUCCUUCUAAUCUGAUUCACGGUGAAGUUUGAAGCGGGAGCUGCUCGUCCAUAGCUCAUCACCGCCUGCUAGCUAACUAGCUAACACCCUGCGCAUUUAGCCUGGAAGCCAGCGGAAGGCCUCAGCCACCAGCCGCCUCUUCCCCCUCAGUGUUGGCUUCGCCGUGCAGUGAGAGCUGACAGCUUCCUUGGUGACACAGCGACUUCUCCCUGAGGAGCCAAGAAGCAGACGGCUCAUGACUUCUGACCAGGACACGAAAGUUGUAGCUGAACCACAGGUGCAGCAAGUUCAAGAGGCAAAAGAGAACGCUCAUUUGGAAUCCGCCAAGGUUUCAGACCUGAACCCCAAUGCCAAAGCAUGGGCCAACCACAUGUUUAGCCUGGACCCCAGUGGGACUCCCGACACCACGCCUGCUGCCCUGCAGCCAUGGAAGGAAGGCUGCAAUAGUUCGGCCGACCCUGGCCCUGAAGGCUGUGAAGCCAGUGAGGACAAGCCCCCUCUAACCCACCCAGAUGAGCCUCCACCGGUCCCAGUAAUGCUGGCCGAGCCGGCUCCCGUGGCCGUGACCCUGGAGAGCUCCGAGUCCACCUACACAGAAUACCCCGAAGCUGGGCAGCCAGGGCACACAGGCAGCGACUCCCAGCCUGAAAACCCCCAGGAGGGCCUGAGGGAGCACCUGAAGAAGACCCUGGAGUUCUGUCUGUCCAGGGAGAACCUGGCCAGUGACAUGUACCUCAUCUCCCAGAUGGACAGCGACCAAUAUGUGCCAAUCGUGACGGUGGCCAACCUGGACCAUGUCAAGAAGCUCAGCACCGACGUGGAGCUGAUCGUGGACAUUUUACGAUCUCUGCCCGUUGGUCCAGGUGGAUGAGAAGGGGGAGAGGUGCGACCCAAUCAGAACCGCUGCAUCGUGAUCCUCAGAGUUCCAGAGAGCACGCCUAUAGAGGGGAAACAUUUGGCCAGGAUAAAGGCGAAGGCAAUCGCUAUCAACACUUUCAUGCCAAACGGUUACCGGCCGGUGGAGGACCCAUACGCCCAGCAACGCUACACGUCCUACUACAUCCUCCGGGUUUACAGCCCUCAGCAACAGUUCCCUCUGUACAGCCUCAUCACACCGCAGGCCUGGUCGGCCACUCACAGCUUCAUCGACCCCACGCUGGUAAGAACCAGAAGAUGAGGUUGCUCCAUUCACAACAACCAGUUCAUCAACGGAUUCACGACUCACAGUUUCAAACCAGCGUCGCCACUCACCGUCAGACACUUCUCACCCGAAAACAGGAAUCACAGUAAACCUCACCUGAGGCCGACCCUCCCAACGGCGGAUCGCAGCGGCCUCCUGGACAACCCGACUCUGUUUCCCAGCUUCCCCAGCGAAGGACUGAACGCUCCGCAGCAGCCCGCCGACCGACUCCCCGGCGGCCAGGCCAGGACCCGGCUGCCCCCCGCCACGGCCUUCCCCCGCAGAGACACGGUGGACGGCCGGGUGACGGAGCCCAGCAGCACGACUACUCCCUGGGCCUCGGCCAGAGGAAGGAAAAAGAGGGACGAAAAAGUUUUACAAGUGACGCCUCCGUCGCCGCCGCCGCCCAAACCUCCGUCUCCGAGCUUUGAGCUGGGCCUGUCCAGCUUCCCUCCGCUGCCUGGAGCCGCCGGCCAGCUGAAGACCGACGACGUGUUCGACAACCGGCUGGCCAGCAGCGUGGUGGUGGGAACCGCCAAGGAACGGAACGUCAGCGCUGACUCCAGCAGUGGAGGAGUUGUUUCUCCGGCCGGUCCUAAGGAGCCUCUCCGGUGCUCCACCUCCCCGAUGCCCACCAGCUUGCAGCCCUCGCCCACCGCCACCACCCCAACCCCAACGCUGAGCCCCGCCUCCGCCACGCCACAUAGCCCCGCCCCUCCAUCCCUGGAGGUGAAGGUGACGGAGGUGAAGCCGAAGGAGGUGCAGCUCUCCGUGGAGCGAGUUCCUGGCACUUUGUCCACCGCGAGCAAAUCAGUGCAAGUCAACGGAGCCGCCACAGAGCUGAGGAAACCUUCCUACGCUGAGAUCUGCCAGCGGGUCAAAGACGCUCCGACAUCACAGCCGCAGACCCCCAAGGAAGCUAAGCCAGCCUGCAGCGCCCCCACAGGCGAGGAGAGGAAGUGUGCUGAUGCCUCCACCCCCCCAGGGGAGGCCAAGGCCAGAGAGACUUACCACCCCUCCUCCAAAGCCGGCCCUGCGACUCCAGCCAGGCCCCCCAAGGAGGCCCGGAGGCCGGCCGCGUGGGCGUCUCCUCCUCCACAUCCAGGGAAACCCCCCAGCAAGGAUCCCCACCACACCCCCCCCAAGUCCCCCCAGUAGGGAGAGUUAAAAAGGAAAUAACGUCAGGGCUACCAGAACCACCAUCACUAGAGCAUCGAGGACGCCUUCUCUCUGGAUCAGGGCCUGCAGACAAAAAGCACUUUACUGUGCAUGUAGAGCACCGUUCAUCCUUUUACUCUAUUUAUUUGCUUUCUUUUAAUUUCCUCUUUUAUUUUUCCUCCUCUGUUUUUGCAUCAGCCUGUAAACAGACCAACACUGAGUUCAUCCAGAUGUUUGAGCAGACUGAGGCUUGUCUGCGUGUCCACUGGCAGCUUCAUGUAGCUUCUUCUUUAUCUCAUCGCAUCCAUGUGCAACUUAACAGUGAAAAUCUCAUCACAGAGGGACUCGGUGAUUAUUGCCGUGCAGAUUUAUUUACACUACUUCAGUGAGUUGCUCUUUUUCACAGCUUUG
Messenger RNA from Acanthochromis polyacanthus (spiny chromis), 3124 nucleotides. It is a transcript of the gene larp4b, whose product is annotated as La ribonucleoprotein 4B. Gene Ontology annotation, biological process: positive regulation of translation. Gene Ontology annotation, molecular function: mRNA 3'-UTR binding. Gene Ontology annotation, cellular component: cytoplasmic stress granule; cytosol. Lineage: Eukaryota; Metazoa; Chordata; Actinopteri; Pomacentridae. The record is from RefSeq and is a predicted model, not a curated record.